UGUAUUCAUUUGAGGAACGGUAACGGUACGUGCGGGAGUGUCCAUGAAGUCUUGCAUACGAGAAUGAUAAGCGAGUGACUGUGACAAGUGUACGGUUUGGUCGGGUAGUGGAUAAUGUAGGUCGGAUACGGUUUGUUUUGGUUAAUUAUUAGGUGUUUGAUGUAAAUUAAAACGCCGAGACUCGAUCAGUCUGUGGCCUCAUUUACGGAUGCUGAAGUUGGAAGAAGAGAGCGUGUGAGGUACUUUAAAGUAAACAGUUUGUGUUCCCGCUUACUGAAAGUGCAUCGUGAUGGCUGAAGGAGGAGCAACGAGCACCAACCCCAACGCGGAGAUCGUGCGGGGCCAGGUCUUCGAAGUGGGGCCCCGCUACGUGAACUUGCAGUACAUCGGCGAAGGCGCCUACGGGAUGGUUGUAUCGGCCUUCGACAACGUGAAGAAAACGAAAGUCGCCAUUAAGAAAAUAUCGCCCUUCGAGCAUCAGACCUAUUGUCAGAGAACCUUAAGAGAAAUCAAAAUCCUUACACGGUUUAAGCAUGAAAACAUUAUCGACAUUCGGGAUAUUUUAAGGGCGGAUUCUAUUGAUCAAAUGAAGGAUGUCUACAUUGUGCAAUGCUUAAUGGAAACAGACUUAUACAAAUUGUUAAAGACACAGAAAUUAAGUAACGACCACAUCUGUUAUUUCUUAUACCAAAUCCUACGAGGGCUGAAGUACAUUCACUCGGCGAACGUCCUACACAGGGACCUGAAGCCGUCUAACCUGCUACUUAACACCACCUGCGACCUAAAGAUAUGCGACUUCGGGCUGGCGCGGGUGGCAGACCCUGACCACGACCACACCGGCUUCCUCACGGAGUACGUUGCCACGCGCUGGUAUCGCGCCCCGGAAAUUAUGCUCAACUCCAAGGGCUACACCAAGUCCAUAGACAUCUGGUCAGUGGGCUGCAUCCUGGCGGAGAUGCUAUCCAACCGGCCCAUCUUCCCGGGCAAGCACUACCUCGACCAGCUGAACCACAUCCUGGGCGUGCUGGGCUCCCCCAGCCAGGAGGAUCUCGACUGCAUCAUCAACGAGAAGGCUCGUGGUUACUUGGAGUCGCUGCCGUUCAAGCCGCGCGUGCCGUGGGUGGAGCUGUUCCCGGGCGCCGACGCGCGCGCCCUUGACCUGCUGCACCGCAUGCUCACCUUCAACCCGCACCGGAGGAUCACCGUCGAGGAGGCGCUCGCGCACCCCUACCUCGAGCAGUACUACGACCCCAACGAUGAGCCAGUAGCAGAGGAACCGUUCCGUUUCGCGAUGGAGCUGGACGAUCUGCCUAAGGAGACUCUUAAGAAGUACAUAUUCGAGGAGACUCUACUCUUCAAGCAACUCAACGAAGACGCGUAGGCGACUAGCUACUACCCACUGUCCUAAUGAGAUCUAUUUUGUCCUCUGUAUAUGGUAAGCGGUCUUGGCCUUUAUAUCGACGGAGCAAGUUCGAUUAUCUUAAUUUUAAUGGUUCCUAGGUCCUUUUACUAUACUUUGGCUCUUGAGGCGAUGGUUCCUAUAUCAUAUGUAAUCUAAAGGAAACCGGGAGUCGGAAUCCGAAAAAACAGCCAUGUUAUUUUCGAUGAUUACUAUGAUAUUUAUAACAUUACUAAAAAAAAACAAUAUUUUCCAAUUUCCCUUACACCUCGUGAUUGUAAACGUGGUUUAUGGCAUUCGCUCACUGUUUGCGAACUGAUAAAAAUAAUCAGUAUGUACGUUAUUUGACAACGCGUAGAUAAUACAGCGUUGACCGCCAGAUAUCAGAUCGCGUUACCGCGAGGUAACGGGAAUUCUAAAUUACAGAGAAUCGUAACAGGAAAAUGAUAAGGCUUUGUAAGGGCAGACGGACAAAAGGUCUAAUUAAACGGACAGUGAAGUCAGUUUGACGUUAUCAACGUAUAGUACACGCCGCCGGACAACCAAAGCUACACUCCGACCGGCGGCCCUACUUAAGCAUAACCAUGACGUGCCGAGACAAAACGACGUAUAAAUCUCACUAAAAGGAACUAUACGAAAACUCAUUGACCGUUUUGACUAAGCACGGCUCAUUCAUUAAGUAUUGGACGUAGGACUUGGCAACGAGUCGACGGGAUCAGUUGGUAUUAUACUGUAAGAUAGAUCGUAUAAAUGGGGCAUCAAUGCUUUCCACACUGACACAAAGUUUGUGGUUAGAUCACGACUUGCUCUUACUUUUGCGAAAAAUAUUUCGGCAAAUGAAUACUUUUAUCAGUGAAGGUUGCAUUAGAAGAAAGGAAAUAUGGAAUUUUCUUGUCUGUAUAGCAGUAUUUCAGUAAAAGAAUAUGCAUUUCAGCUCGGUAAAUUCAAUUUAAAUGCUUAUAUUUUUGAAAUAAUACGAAUUCAGCGAGGCAAAAUUGUAAUAAUCAAGUUACCUAGAAAUAUUGAAUAUGAAAUUUUAGAGGGGAAGAAGUUCUUGGUGUAAUAUCUGCAUUAGUUAAGCGCUUUAUUGUUUUACCGUAAAUAGACAAAGAUAUGAAUGUUUUUUAUUAAACUGACUUCGCAAACAUUUCAAGAUUCUUCUUAUAAGAAUUUGAGGGCGGCGAUAACAGCAUUGAAGUAAAUAUAAAGCACGUCACAGACGGAGCGAUGAUAUAUAUUAAUAUACCGUAAGAUAUCUUACACAAUAGCUAAGCACCA
Messenger RNA from Cydia pomonella (codling moth), 2677 nucleotides. It is a transcript of the gene rl, whose product is annotated as mitogen-activated protein kinase ERK-A. The transcript is spliced from 8 exons. The record is from RefSeq and is a predicted model, not a curated record. The coding region runs from base 290 to 1381 and encodes 363 amino acids. Gene Ontology annotation, biological process: protein phosphorylation; intracellular signal transduction. NCBI's taxonomy places the organism in Eukaryota, Metazoa, Arthropoda, Insecta, Lepidoptera, Tortricidae. Gene Ontology annotation, molecular function: MAP kinase activity; ATP binding. Gene Ontology annotation, cellular component: nucleus; cytoplasm.